AUGCUAAGGAAGUAUGACUACUACGACCGGUCAAAACUGUUAGUGUCAUAUGAUUACAACAAGAAACUUCUACCGAACACUGGAAGACCAGUAGAGCAGCUGAGGUACUCAAAGAUCAUUGGGAGUCAUAUGUAUGUGAUGAGCUGCACAAGGCCAGAUAUAGCAUUCGUUGUAGGAAUGCUUAGUAGGUUCACAAGUAAUCCUGGAAAGCUACAUUGGGAUGUUGUCCAAAGAUUAAUGAGAUACUUGAAAGGAACUACAGAUAUUUGGCAAGUGGUUGCAAAGCCUGGUGACUCCUGGAUGUGGAAACAGUUGAUUAGAACAAGGGAUAAAGCAAUGGCUUUGUGUGGCGGUGAGAACAAUCUUAAGCUGCUGAUUAGUUCCUGCUGCAAAAAUUCAAAACUCAGAAUCUCUGCCAUAUACAAUGCUCUCUUACAUUCAACUAAUGAAGUGCAAUGGACCAAAGUUGUUUGGGGAAGAUUAAAUAUCCCUAAACACUCAUUCAUAAGCUGCUUAGUCUUUCAAGACAGACUUCUAACAAAGGACAGGUUAUAUAGAAGAGGAAUCAUAAAUUCUAAUCUGUGUAGCCUUUGCGAUGGUGCUUGCAGUGAAUCCAGGAAUCACUUGUUCUUUGAGUGUGCUUUCUCUUGUGAAGUAUGGAAUAGUAUCAUGGAUUGGAUGGAUUUUAAUUGGCGUGCCUGUCAUUGGCAUCAUGUUUUAGAGUGGUUCACUGUCAGACAGCGUGGGAAGGGGCUUAAGCAGCUACUCAAGAACCUGGCACUGACAGCAACUAUUUAUUACAUUUGGAGGGAACGCAAUGUUAGAAUCUUCCAACAAAAAUACAGGAGCACAACACAGCUGAUUAGAGAAAUCGAGACUGAUAUUUGGAUCACCAUACUCAACAAUCCAUUAGCUAGAUAA
This is a messenger RNA of Asparagus officinalis (garden asparagus), 921 nucleotides long. RefSeq lists its product as uncharacterized. The record is from RefSeq and is a predicted model, not a curated record. The transcript has 2 exons. Lineage: Eukaryota; Viridiplantae; Streptophyta; Magnoliopsida; Asparagales; Asparagaceae. Bases 1 to 921 code for a protein of 306 amino acids.